Molecule: messenger RNA, 3028 nt
Organism: Dermatophagoides farinae (American house dust mite)
Lineage: Eukaryota; Metazoa; Arthropoda; Arachnida; Sarcoptiformes; Pyroglyphidae
Source: RefSeq, a predicted model, not a curated record
CAUUGACUGUAACAAUAGCCGAAAAUUCUGUAUUUUGACAGCUGAUUAUUCUGUCAUUCGUUUUGAAAAAUUCUGUAUUUUCCAUCCAAAAUGACGUCUAGAGAUUUUCGAUCAGUUCCACCACCCAAAAAUCUCAAUCAACGCCAAUCAUAUACUCGUUUUGAAGAUGUUCAUGCAAAUGCAUCACAAGCUCGUGCACGAUUCGAAGCACGAAUCAAUUCGGGCACUCAAUUUAGUCGUCGACCAAAAUUCGGUGAUUUUGAAGAUGAAUAUUUUGAACAUGAAGAUGAUGAUGGUCACCAUCAGCCAUCUAAAAGUCCAGCUAAAAACGAUGGUAAUGAUGAUGAUGAGGAAGAAGAUCCAUUAGAUGCAUUCAUGGCUGAAUUGAAUAAAUGUGAACAACAAAAAGCGAACAAAACAAAAAAUAAAAUAUCAUCCCAACAACAACAACAACCCACAAACAAACCAUCGUCAUCCGAUUCGAGUAAAUCAUCAUCAGCUUCCAUGAAAAAAUCCAUGGCCAAGGUGAAAGGAGUUCGACAAGAUAUCGAAGAAGAAGAUCUGGAAGAAUCAUAUUAUAAAUACAUGGAAUCAAAUCCAAUGGCUGGAGUUGGUACAUUCGCUGGUGAUAGUGAUGAUGAAGGGGGUGAAACCAAUGCCAAUGCCACUGAUAAUCAAAUCGAAUACGAUGAUGAUGGUAAUCCAAUUGUAACGUCGACAAAAAAAAUGAUUGAUCCACUUCCAAUGGUCUAUCAUUCACAAAUUGAUUAUCAACCAUUUGAAAAAAAUUUCUAUCAAGAACAUGAAGAAAUUGCUAAAUUAACAGUUGUUGAAUGCCAGGAAUUACGUCGUAAAUUAGGCAUACGUGUAUCGGGACCUUCACCACCGAAGCCAUGUUCAAGUUUUGCUCAUUUUGGUUUUGAUGAACCAUUAAUGAAAUUGAUACGAAAAAUGGAAUUCACACAACCGACACCCAUACAAGCACAAGCAAUACCGACUGCAUUAAGUGGUCGUGAUGUGAUCGGUAUUGCAAAAACUGGUUCAGGAAAAACGGCUGCAUAUCUAUGGCCAUUAUUGAUGCACAUAAUGGAUCAGUCAGAAUUGAAACCAGGUGAUGGACCGAUCGGAUUGAUUCUGGCUCCGACCAGAGAAUUAUCACAACAAAUCUAUCAGGAAGGAAAAAAAUUUGCCAAACCAUAUGGUAUACGAGUACUUUGUGCUUAUGGUGGUGGUUCCAAAUAUGAACAAUCAAAAGAUCUAGAACAAGGUGCUGAUAUUGUUGUUGCUACACCGGGUCGUAUGAUUGAUUUUAUCAAAAUGAAAGCUACAAAUCUAUUAAGGGUAACAUAUCUGGUUUUGGAUGAAGCUGAUCGUAUGUUCGAUAUGGGUUUCGAACCACAAGUACGAUCCAUCUGUAAUCAAGUUCGUCCGGAUCGUCAAACUUUAAUGUUUUCGGCAACAUUUAAGAAAAAAAUUGAAAAAUUAGCUCGAGAUGUUCUAAAUGAUCCGAUUCGUAUCGUACAAGGUGAUGGUGUUGGUGAAGCUAAUCAAGAUGUACAGCAAAUUGUUCAUGUAUUUAAACAUGGUACGUCACAAAAAUGGGAAUGGCUUGUACAGAAUCUCGUUCAAUUUACAUCACAAGGUUCGGUAUUAAUAUUCGUAACGAAAAAAGCAAAUGCACAAGAAUUAUGUGGAAAUUUAGCAUCGAAAACAAAUCAUCAGCCAUUAUUAUUACAUGGUGAUAUGAAUCAAUUGGAUCGUAAUAAGGUGAUCACCGGAUUUAAACGUAAAGAAUCCGAUGUACUAAUUGCAACCGAUGUUGCUGCACGUGGUCUUGAUAUAUCGCAUAUACGAACAGUAAUUAAUUAUGAUCUAGCAUUAGAUAUUGAUACACAUACACAUCGUAUUGGUCGUACUGGUCGUGCUGGUGAACAAGGUAUUGCCUAUACAUUAGUUACGGAAAAAGAUAAAGAAAUGGUCGGUCAUCUUGUACGGAAUUUGGAAUCAGCUAAUCAAAUAGUUUCGGAUGAUCUGAUGAAUUUGGCUAUGCAAUCACAAUGGUUUCGUAAAUCUCGAUUUAAACAAGGUGAUCCUCGUCGAUUAUCAUCAAUUGUUGGUAGUGGUGGUGGUGGUAGCAGUAGAAGACCUAAAUUUGGUUUAGGAUUUGGUAAAUCUGAUUUAAAUUCAUCAUUAUCAUCGUCAACGACAACAAUGGCUACACAAAUAUCAUCAGCACCAUUUAUUCCAUCAUCCAGAUCAAUAGUCGAACAGAUUCAACAUAAUCCAACAAUUAAACAGCAACAAUCAUCCAACGUUAGUGGUGGUGGUGGUGAUCGAAUAUCAUUAAUGCGUGCAGCAUAUAAAGCACAAUUUCGUUCACAAUUUAAAGCUGCAAGUGAUGAAACAUCUUGGAAUAAGUCAUCAUCAUCAUCAUCAUCAUCAACAACAACAAGCCAAGAACAAAAAACGGAAGGAAAAAAUAAAAAAAGUCGUUGGGGUUAAGUGAAAGAAGAAAAAAUCAAUUAUUCAAGAUAAUGCUUCUACCUCUAUACGAGCGUUUGUUUUUUUUGUUCGUUUUUUCGUUUGAUUAUAUAAUAUUUGAAAACAAAAAUGUAUUUAAUCCACCAUAUGCGCAAUAUUUUAUAUAUAUUAUAUUAUCAUCAUUAUGAUUAUAAUUUUUUUUUCUCACCAAACAAUUCUGAUGUUUGUCAUUUUCAUUUUGUUUAGUUAAAUUUUGGCUGGUUGAUAUUUCUUCUUGACACGAUACAAUUGGACCAAUGGGGAAGAAAAAAUGCAUGAAAACAAAAUGAAUAAAUGAUUAUCAUAGUAAUGGUAAUUGUUGUGGUUGUGUGAUGAGCCGAUGAAUUAUUCAGAUAACAAAAACACCAGUUUUCUGGUUUAUUGUUGAGAAUGGCAAAAAAAAAUGGUAAUUGAAUUCUUCUCGGAAGACUAACUGCAACAAGACAGCCUGAUGGCCUUGAUUUCGAAUGUUAUAUAUAUUAGAUUUGGGAAAAAGUCGUGUCGUUUU